UAUGUUUAAAAUAAAGAGAAUAUUUCAAUCAUCUGAAAACAACAAUAUUAUCAAACAAAUAUAAGUCGUAUACAAUCAGCCUUCUGAUUUAUUCCUUGUUAAAUUCCUUCUAAUCAAGAUUUCUACCUCUGUUUGCAUAGCCACAGUUUUAUGGAGCUAAGUUAAGUACAAUUGAACUACAGUACUGAAAUAGGAUGAAAUAUUUUAUCAUUUAUAUACAAUAUACACCAGAAUUUUUUAAAGGAGUGUGAAAGCGGAGUCGCUUCUUGCUUGUCAACCCGGUUUGAUAGUUUCUGCUGUCAACAAGCAUGGAAAAGUUGGAGAUUGUAGAGAAGAAUAAAUCCAGUCAUUCGAAAUUCGAGAUCUUCAUUCAAAAAAUGUCAUCAAACUAAAACUAGCAAAAACUUCUCAUAAGGUGAAGUGAUAACUCCACCGCUAUAUCCACAUUUUUGUCGUGCGUCUCUUUGGGCUGUUCGAAAAAAAGCUAAAAAAGGGGCAAUAAAUCGUAUGAUGCACUUAUUCAGUCGCUGAAUUAUGUUCAGUUUUCCAGCAUAAUUAUCUUCCUUUUUUUCCAAGAUUGAACAUGAUUAACACCUUGUUUAGGGUGGGUCUAGAGACGUGGGUAUUCCUCAAACCUGCAACGUUGUAUAUAUCUAACUAACGUUACUAUGCCCUUGGGUUAGACAUAAUAACGAGAAAGCGGGAAAAGGAACGAAAUUGAUUUCUCUAAUUUAUUUGGUUAUGCUUUUCUCAAAGUUUGACUUCGACGCAAUUUAUUGAUCUAUCUGGCGACGAAGAUCAAAGAAGUAACGAUUCAAAGUGCAUCAAACAUAUUUUAGUGAGACUCUAAAGCGAAGUUCAAUGAGGUCGUACAAUGGACUCAUUCAAGGAACAAACUUAUCUUUAUCUAAGAACGAAUAAAUCAGAUCACUGAUGUCACAUCAGUGAUGUGUAAAUAAUUUCGACGAUAUCCUUGUAUCGUACCAGACAUCCUCUGCCUCUUCGAUCCGACACUCGAAAUCUGGUUAUUAAGAGUAUACGAGGAAUUGUGACGUGUGGAUGUGGUAAGACUGCACUAUGACUGUCUAGGGUUUUGGAGCCCCUCUACUGUCGUGAAUCUGUCCAUGCAGAUGAAGAUUUGGAGAACCUCUUGUGACAAGAGGUUCUCCAAAUCGCCAAAAUAAGGGACAAGACUCUUCUCCCUUAUUUUGGCGACCGGGUUGUGCGAAAGAUGGUCGUCGAAGAGUGCACCCGAAUUCUCCUCUGAUCCGUAUUUGCCGGAGCGAAAACCUUCGCGCUGCCCCUCCCCCGCCACUAUCUUUACUGCUCGUCAGGCAGCGAAUGUUCUCGGGUCGAGGCAUCGUCGAGGAAUUCGGGCUGCGAGUUACUGUCAGACACUGAUGCAUCGGAUUGAAUAAGGGGGAUUUCUGGGAAUUAGCUAUGGCGGACGAAGAGGCUCCAAAAGUUCGGAUGGAUCCCGCGGAAAGGAAUCCACUGGCGAAAUUGGCCUGGCGGAUGCAGGUGAAGAAGUAUAAACCAUCACCUCAGGAGUCAGAGGUGCUAGGGAAGUGCUUUGAAGAUGCCAAGUGGUAUUACAUGAAUGCACCGCUUGCUGCGGGUGCCCUGGUUUGGUCCUUUACAGGUGGAACCAGACUGGGAUUCGUGCCAAGGAUAUUGAUGACAGCCUCGGCUGCUGUGGUAGGAAACGAUUUGGGUUUUCGACUUGCUGGAGCAUUAUGCACUAAGAAAAUACUUUCUCUUGAGGGCAGUCCCUUGCGGGGUGAGCUUAUAGCCAUCCUACGCGAAAGUAAUCCAAACAAUCCGAUGCUAAAGAAGCAUAUGGGAGAAAAGCAAGAGCGUGUUAAGUCUCAAACUAUGUACGGCACAUAUGACGAUAUGCAAGACCCAAGCUUACCUGCCUCCGACAAAGAUUGGGCGACUAGAAUUGGUGAUGGGAGACCUAAUGAUGUGGAUUCAACCGAAGGGCAGGACACGGGAUUCGGAAAUGGAGAGCUGAGGAGAAUACCACGUGUCUGGAGAACCGAAACUAAAGGACCGAAUGCGAAGACUGAAUCUGGUGAUGCAGAUCUGCUGGCAGAUCCAUUCGAUCUUGUUAUGCAAGCAGGGUAUAUCGAGGACUCCUCUGAUGGGGUUGAAGGCAAUGCCACUGGACGCCCCGGGAAAGAAACUAGGCGGAGUAGAAUGUCCACGAAAGAGAGAAGAGAAUAUGACAGAAAGCAGUACCAGCAAUGGCAGCAGGAACAGCACAAGGCCUGAGAUACUACUCGCAAAUUAUUUUUUAUUUCUUACGCUGAAACUUUUUGCCUGAACCUUUGUCAAUUGAACAGCAAUACUGAAGUGUUAUGUGUAACAUCUUCGAACGUAAAUUUCUUAUGAAUGUGGCAGGACUGAACCAUUACGUGCAGAUAACUGAAAGCUAGAACCUUAGUGAGGUGUCACUUUGAGGUUGAGUCGACAAGUAUUGAUGCCAUUCUGCAUGCACACAAAUUAAUUCUAUCAGGUUCCGUGAUUUCCUUGGCAGUUCCUCACAUAACUCCAAAUAGACAUACUUCCA
Molecule: messenger RNA, 2575 nt
Organism: Marchantia polymorpha subsp. ruderalis
Lineage: Eukaryota; Viridiplantae; Streptophyta; Marchantiopsida; Marchantiales; Marchantiaceae
Source: the annotation of a GenBank genome assembly